Molecule: messenger RNA, 3404 nt
Organism: Orussus abietinus
Lineage: Eukaryota; Metazoa; Arthropoda; Insecta; Hymenoptera; Orussidae
Product: endothelin-converting enzyme 1
Exons: 27
Coding region: 85-3342 (1085 amino acids)
Biological process (GO): protein processing
Cellular component (GO): plasma membrane
Molecular function (GO): metalloendopeptidase activity
Source: RefSeq, a predicted model, not a curated record
CGUUUUAGAAAAAUUCUUCAAUUUCCCAUUCGAAAUAGAAAUUUUCCACAUUUCUGUCAGUGUUUCCCGAAAGUGCAAGACAUAAUGAAAAUUCCAAAGAACUCAAGAUACGGUCCCAAUCACCUCAGCAUUUAUUUAGCAUGUAUGUUUGUACUGGCAUGUAUCAAUGCUGACGAAGAAAUCUCCCCAGGACCGCCUGGAAUUUCAGAUGUACCAGGAGGCGUUCCCUCAGCUUCUGAACAAGAUCAGAGUAAAAACAAUCCUGUCGCAAACUUAUCACUCGUGCACUACCAGUCGUGUUUGAACUCAAGUGAUAUUGAAAGUCGAGGAAUUCAGACAAUUGUAGCUAUCUUGGAGAAAUUAGGUGGUUGGUUCAUAGUAAUGCCAAAAGAUGAGAGGAAACCCAAUGACCAUUCUUGGCAGGAAAUCGACAAAGUUUAUACACGCCUGACCGGUGAUGCAUCCCUGUUUAAAAUUGACGUUCGUAAAAGUGAGCAAUCCCAGGCUGAAUACCUUAUCACAGUUGAUGAGCCCGAUUUCGCAUUACAAGAAGCGUUACAAACCCAGGAAUCUGUGGAAGAAUAUAAACGAUUGAUCGGAAACGUGGCGAGAAUUUUCGUAAAGUUUCAGUCGUCCACCGUUUCCAUUGAAAGUAUAAACCAGGAAAUCGAACAAAUGGUCGAAUUUGAACAGAAAUUAUAUGAGAUCGCUCAACGUGUCAGACAGAUAUUGUCGGAUAGGGAAGCAACAUUGCAGAUCUCCCAAUUUCAAGAACGGUAUAAUAUCAGAAACAGUGUUUGGGAAGUAUCACAAAUUCAUUGGCUGGAUAUUAUACGGAAUCUCUUCCGUGAUACGAACGUAGAAAUCCACAGCAAUGAGAUGAUUUCUUUUAAAAGCAGUUAUUACAUAUAUAAACUCGUGGACGUCCUCAAUGCUACACCAAUAUCUACCAUAAUUAAUUACAUUCAUUGGCACUUUAUACGAAAUAUGCUACAAUAUGGCGAUAAGAAUAUGGUUGAAUUGGACAAGAAAUUUAAAAACAUUCUGCGGAAAUCUGUUGCUGAAGAAACAAGAAAUAUAAUUUGCGAAAAGGAAAGGCAACUUGCAAUUUCGAUACUUUCCAAAAUUCACACGACUGGCAACACUGAUAUAGCAAAGAAAGACUUCCCAAAACUUGGAUUUCAUUAUUUGGACAAUGUGUUACUAUUGAAAAAUCGUGCCGUUAGGGAAUCACUGCAAAAAUUGAGAAAUCCAGAUUCGUCGUUAGUAGGUCUUCAGCCUCAUAAGGUAGACAGCACUCUUAUACCAGCGAUUCCUUCUAACAAAUGUGCAAGCAAAAUCUGCAAACGAACAGCCCUUGACUUGGACCUCGUUCAUAAUUAUGAAGUGGAGCCAUGUGACAACUUUUACGAAUAUUCUUGUGGAAAUUACCAUUUAACGAAUUUUAAUAAUGAAUUGACCGCCCUUGAAUCAGCAAACCUAAAUCGGUCAUCAGCAAUUUUGAGCGACAGUUUCAGUCCUCUAGACAGCCAGUCACUGAGAAAAGCGAAGAUUUUCUACAAGCAGUGCAUGGACAAUGCCAUACUUAACGAAUAUAGUAUCAGUGCUGUCCUGGAUGUUAUAAAUUCACAAGGCGGCUGGUCACUGUUGAGUACCAAGUUAUCAACAGAAUCAACGCAUACUUGGCAGAGUAUACUCAAUUUCUAUGCACAGUAUGGCAUCUUUUCAUUAUUUAAAAUCAGCCUUCGUCCCGUUGAAAAAGCUGGAAAAUCAACAUGGUAUUUGGCGUUAGAUCCGCCUGAUUUACCAAUGCCUCCUGGAUCGCUAAACAAUAAAUUGGUGGAAGCAAAAUAUAGGAUGUAUAUGGAUAAAAUAGUGGAGGCUUUCUCAAAAGUUGCAAAAGUUGGUUACGUAUACAAUCCACAAAUUGACAACAUAAUACUUUUCGAAAAGGAGCUCACAAAGAUUGUGCUACUUAAUAAUCGCUUUCCAUCGAAUGACAAUUUAAACGAUCAUAUCACUACACUCGAAAAUUGGAUUUCAAUAAUGAACGAGGUUACUAAAAGUCAAACAGGGCCAAAUAUCAAGUUCAACUGGCUGAACGCAAUAAGAGAAGUUUUCAGCCUUACGAACGUUCAAAUAAGCAAGUCUACUCCACUUUUAAUAACGAAUCGCAAUUAUUUUACUGCACUGGUAAAUCUGCUCAAAACCACACCACGUAAUAGAAUUGUGAAAUAUCUACAUUGGAAUUUUAUCUACAAUAUGCUUCCAUACGGUUCAACCUUAAUGCGAAAAAUUGCUUCUGAUAUUAAUUUUGAGUACUAUGGAAUAACAACAAAUCCAAGGCGGAAUCUCGAGUGUACGGAACAGAACCCAAUGAAACUCGCCAUAUAUCAUGCAUUUUUACAAAAACACUUUUCGAAGGAAUCCAAAAACCUAGCCACUGAUAUAUUUCUGGAAAUCCAAUCUAAAGUCGAAACAAUUGCUAGAAAUAUGAAAUGGUUAGACGACACUGGUAAAUAUCUAAUGACACUAAAAUUUGACCAAUUAAAAUCACAUAUUGGUUAUCCUAUAACACACGACAUCAAUCCAAACUUCGAUUAUUACUAUAGUCAGUUAAUCAUAAAUGAGCAGUUGCCAUACAUUGAUAAUAUUUUAAGUUACAAGAAGUUUCAAUUAAAAAAUCAGCUUGAAAACUUACAAAAAACAGUUGACGAGACGGAAGCAAAAUGGGAUUCGUACACUGACAUGGCCAACAGAUUUGGAUUUAAACCUGAUACUUACUCCAUAAGUUUUCCUGCGCAUAUACUUCAGCCACCUCUCUUUAGUUUGGAUCUACCAAUUGCGAUGAAUUAUGGAGCAAUUGGAGCUUUAAUGGGCCAGGAAAUUUUUCGAGCAAUUCUCAACGUUUUCCAAUCGUACUUCAACACAAUCGACGAAGCCGAGAAGAUUGAAGAUUUUCAUUGCUUCAUUGAUCAACUUAAGUCGACCCCUUUCGGAACAAUUGCUAGCUUGAUACCCGAGAACUUAGAAAGAAGUUUAGUGACCACUGUCGGACUGCAAGCUGCUUAUGAAGCUUAUAAAGAAGCUUCAAGGAAACAGGGAUUCGUGGAUAAGAAGCUCGAACGAUUUAUUCACAGGAGCGGCGACGAACUCUUUUUCAUGGCGUUUGCACACGCUCAUUGCACUGUACAUGACCCUAAAUCUGCAAACUCAGGAUAUGCUGCUUACAAUCCAUCACAAUUAAUAAUACUGGAUGCAAUCAAACACAGCAAAUUUAAAACCGCUUUUCAAUGUUUAUCAACACAGCAGAUGAGUUAUGAAACUAAGUGCACCCUGUAAGAGAGUUAACCUGUAUCUCUGAAAAUGUUGACCUUCUGUGAAAAUAAAUAACUAUUCGGAAA